Molecule: messenger RNA, 1685 nt
Organism: Sitodiplosis mosellana (orange wheat blossom midge)
Lineage: Eukaryota; Metazoa; Arthropoda; Insecta; Diptera; Cecidomyiidae
Product: cyclin-K-like
Exons: 2
Coding region: 197-1465 (422 amino acids)
Biological process (GO): positive regulation of DNA-templated transcription, elongation; regulation of transcription by RNA polymerase II
Cellular component (GO): cyclin/CDK positive transcription elongation factor complex; nucleus
Molecular function (GO): cyclin-dependent protein serine/threonine kinase activator activity
Source: RefSeq, a predicted model, not a curated record
AAUUGAGCAAAGUGGUCACGUUUAACACAGAUUUUUUCUCGAGUACCUCAAGAGAAUGAGUAAAGAUAAACAAAACGAACGACUUCGAUAGCGAAUAAUUGUGUCAAAUUGGAAUCGGAUUGAGUUCGGAGUGUUUGUGUGUCCACGUAAAUGGUGUAUUAGUUGAUACAAGGAAUAUUUCUGAGUACAAACCAAAAUGCCGUGUUGGUAUUAUGAUAAAAAAGAUUUGCGAGGCACAGUGUCGAUCCGUGAAGGGCUGGAUUACGAAACCGAGCGACGGUAUCGAAAAGAAGGCGCGCGAUUCAUCAUGCAAUGUGGCACGGCCAUGGGAUUGGGCCAUAACACAGUUGCAACUGGCGUUGUGUAUUUUCACCGUUUCUACAUGUUUCACUCGUUCAAAACAUUUCCACGAUACGUAACAGCAUGCUGUUGCCUCUUUUUAGCAGGGAAAGUCGAAGAGACACCCAAAAAGUGCAUGGAUAUUAUAAAAACAGCACGCACACUGCUUCAGGAUAACAAAUUCAAGUCAUUCGGUGAUGAUCCGAAGGAAGAAGUGAUGACACUGGAACGAAUUUUGCUACAAACAAUUAAAUUUGACCUUCAAGUCGAGCAUCCGUACAAUUUUCUACUGAGAUACGCCAAGUGCUUGAAGGGUGACAAAUCAAAACUACAGAAAAUGGUACAAAUGGCAUGGAAUUUCGUGAACGAUUCAUUGAGUACAACGGUUUGCCUGCAAUGGGAACCAGAGAUCAUAGCAGUGGCAAUGAUUCACUUGGCUAGCAAAUUGAGUAAAUUCAUUGUUGACGACUGGGAUGGACGACGACCAAACCAUUUGCGAUGGUGGGACAUGUUUGUUGCUGACAUUACAAUGGAAAUACUGGAAGAUAUUUGCCAUCAAGUACUUGAUUUGUAUCAGCAACCAAAUCCAACAGGUGCUGAGAGUCCGCCUCAAUUACCUGCGAGUAAAGCAAGUCCACCAACUACGAAACGCAUUCCGAGUUCUCCAGUUAUCAAAAAACAAUCCCCAAAUACAGUACCAUUACAGGCACCGACACAGACGCAGACACAGACACAAACACAGACACAGCCCACCGCUAAACCAGUCGUUACUCCGGCGGUAGUAGCUCCAGUACAAACGGUUGACAGUUCAUUGGAUAAUCAACCGAUUCCGAAAUUGAUCACAACGAACGAAAAUGUCCAUUAUUCAUAUGCGUCGUCGUACGGAUCAAUAUACGCGCAACAACAAUACCACAAUGUCACUGCGGGUCAGAUGCCUGCCGCACCAGCGAUGCAUCCGCAAAAUAACAUGUAUGCAGCACCAAAUCAGUAUGCUCAGGCAUCAAUGCCACCAUCAAUUCAACCGGCCACCAUGCAACAAUUUCAACAAUCGAAUCCAGCUGCAGCUUAUUAUCAACCACCUCCACCUCCAUCCGGCUCUAGAAACUAUUACCAUGGUCCAACGUGAAAACAUUCGAAUCGAACACGAUCUCAAUGCCACAACAGACCAAUAAUGUAAUGUUUACUGAAUAGUAUUCCGUUUUCUUAUUCGGCCACACAUUGAAAAUUCGAAUUUUUUUUUCUAUUUGAGGUUACUAAUUUUAAACGAAGCAUUGAACUGAUGUUUUUAAAUUGCAAACAAUGAUCACAUUCAUUUCUUUCAAUAAAUCGUUGUUGGAAGCAAAAAA